GUUCAUCACAGUUUCUCCAGUUUGGGCAGCCACAUUACGAGCUCGUGCUGAACGUUCGAAACUUCAUUCUUCUAAUCCAGUUUUAGAAAAACCAAAACCUUCAACAAAAUGCGUGAAUGUAUCUCAGUCCAUGUUGGCCAAGCCGGUGUCCAAAUCGGUAACGCCUGUUGGGAGUUGUACUGCUUGGAGCAUGGAAUCCAACCUGAUGGCCAGAUGCCAUCUGACAAGACCGUCGGAGGUGGAGAUGAUUCCUUCAACACCUUCUUCAGCGAGACCGGCGCUGGCAAGCACGUGCCAAGGGCUGUCUUCGUCGACUUGGAACCAACCGUAGUCGAUGAGGUCCGUACCGGCACAUACCGUCAGUUGUUCCACCCCGAGCAAUUGAUCACCGGCAAGGAAGACGCCGCCAACAACUACGCCAGAGGUCACUACACCAUCGGCAAGGAAAUCGUCGACUUGGUUUUGGACAGGAUCCGUAAAUUGGCUGACCAAUGUACCGGACUCCAAGGAUUCCUCAUCUUCCACUCCUUCGGUGGUGGUACCGGUUCCGGUUUCACCUCCUUGUUGAUGGAAAGGCUCUCCGUAGAUUACGGAAAGAAGUCCAAGUUGGAAUUCGCCAUCUACCCAGCUCCUCAAGUCUCCACCGCCGUCGUCGAACCAUACAACUCCAUCUUGACCACCCACACCACCCUCGAACAUUCCGACUGCGCUUUCAUGGUCGACAAUGAAGCAAUAUAUGAUAUCUGUCGCCGUAAUUUGGACAUCGAACGCCCGACUUACACCAACUUGAAUCGUCUGAUUGGUCAAAUUGUCUCCUCGAUCACCGCUUCCCUGCGUUUCGAUGGUGCCCUCAACGUCGAUCUCACCGAGUUCCAAACUAACUUGGUGCCAUACCCACGUAUCCAUUUCCCUCUGGUCACCUACGCUCCAGUCAUCUCCGCCGAGAAGGCUUACCAUGAACAGCUCUCCGUUGCCGAGAUCACCAACGCUUGCUUCGAGCCAGCCAACCAGAUGGUGAAAUGCGACCCACGUCACGGAAAGUACAUGGCCUGUUGCAUGUUGUACCGUGGUGAUGUCGUCCCCAAGGACGUCAACGCUGCGAUCGCUACCAUCAAGACCAAGCGUACCAUCCAAUUCGUCGACUGGUGUCCAACUGGUUUCAAGGUCGGCAUCAACUACCAACCACCAACUGUCGUCCCAGGUGGCGAUUUGGCCAAGGUACAACGUGCCGUCUGCAUGUUGUCCAACACCACCGCCAUCGCUGAGGCCUGGGCCCGUUUGGACCACAAGUUCGACUUGAUGUACGCCAAGCGCGCCUUCGUCCAUUGGUACGUCGGUGAAGGUAUGGAAGAAGGUGAAUUCUCUGAGGCUCGUGAGGAUCUUGCUGCUUUGGAGAAGGAUUACGAAGAAGUUGGCAUGGACUCCGGCGAAGGCGAAGGAGAAGGUGGCGAAGAAUAUUAAACGAAUGGAAACAGUCAUUUGUAUUGAUGUUUUUUUCAUAAUGGUUUUUGAAUAAAAAUUGUUUUGACUGCUCUCUGACUGCAUAAA
Messenger RNA from Nicrophorus vespilloides, 1548 nucleotides. RefSeq names its product tubulin alpha-1 chain. The coding region runs from base 109 to 1461 and encodes 450 amino acids. Gene Ontology annotation, biological process: mitotic cell cycle; microtubule cytoskeleton organization. NCBI's taxonomy places the organism in Eukaryota, Metazoa, Arthropoda, Insecta, Coleoptera, Silphidae. The transcript is spliced from 2 exons. The record is from RefSeq and is a predicted model, not a curated record. Gene Ontology annotation, cellular component: microtubule; cytoplasm. Gene Ontology annotation, molecular function: GTP binding; structural constituent of cytoskeleton.